Molecule: messenger RNA, 3003 nt
Organism: Oikopleura dioica
Lineage: Eukaryota; Metazoa; Chordata; Appendicularia; Copelata; Oikopleuridae
Source: the annotation of a GenBank genome assembly
AUGCGAUUUACAUCAAGAGUUUGUGUACUUUUGUACGUAUCAAUCGUCCUUUAUUUGCUCUUUCGAUUUAUAUCAUGGGCAUUUUCAUCAGUUUGCGAGGAAACAGACAGAGGCCUCGUAGACGAAGCGCAUAUUCUUCAGCUUUACGGUGGCUGGGGCCGCCAUCUGUACUACCAUCGACUGUGCAAUGAGACGUCGAAGCGUUACUACUACAUCGAACCAUAUGCUUAUCUGAAUAGCCUUUUCAAAUUUCGCCCAGAAACCAACUACCCGAUCCUCCAGCGCCCAAAUGACUGUCCCUCUAUUCCCGUGGGCGAGCUCUUAAUUCUGGUUGGAAUAAAAACGAUGCCUUCCAAAGUUGCCCUGCGCAACGCCCUGCGCAACACGUGGCUCAACCCUGCCGACUGGGCCGACGCAUACAGUUCAACUAAAAUCCACCUCUAUCCAAUCUUCCUGCUAGGCGAUGACUCUCACGCCACUAAUGUUCACGAAGAAGCAGACAAAUACGGCGACAUCCUGCAGUAUCAAUUUUCAGAGUCUCAUUAUAACCUCACCGUCAAAGAUAACAUGUUCUUCGAGUUCUUCCAGACCAGCUGCCCAAACGCGGAUUACAUAUUAAAAGGAGACGAUGAUAUAUUGCUCAUCCCCGAAAAUCUCCUCGGACACCUAGACUUGAUAAAUUCAACUACGCAACUUAUCGGCUGCAUGCAUCGGAACGAAGAGAUAAAUCGAAAUAUUAGAAGUAAAUACUACAUGCCAUCGGAACUGGUGCCGAUGGAUCACUACCCAAAUUACUUCUCCGGAGCUGCUUAUUUAAUCACGAAACAAGUGGCAUCCGAGCUGGCGGCUGCGCGUUUCACUGUUCCCAUGCUCCCCCUAGACGACACAUGGGUCGGUGUGCUAAUCAAUUCCAUCAAUAGAACAGGAGACAUGUACUCAUCGGACUCCAUCUGUACUGGCGUGCAUGUCGUGCCUAAGGGCUCAGGCGGCUGGUCUAUGGCAAACGACUACGAUGAUCCUUGCUUUCUGGCAGGCCUAACAAUUUAUCAUCGAUACCCAUCACCAGAACGCUUGAGAAAGGCGUACCAGAACUUGCGCCAGAAAAAUGUCACUCAGUUGUGUCACGAUCGAGCGCAAGAAACGAUCGACAAUGUAGCGAAAAAAGAGCAAACCGUUGCUAAUCUGAAACAAACGAUGGAGGUGAAAGCCAAGGCAAAGAGGUCCUUCACUCGGCAAGUGUUCAAAGCAAAACAGGCAGUGAAAAAUGUGGUGACACGAGAAACUCAGCACCAGAGCCAGCGGGAUUUUACAAUCGAAGAUUGGGGUCGAAAAAUUCAUCACCAACAAGAAGAAAGCAAAGAGUUUCAAAAACAGCUACAGAAAUAUAUUGCUUCGUUGCGGCAACUCGCAAAUGAAAGAACAAAAUUGAUUGACCUUCUUGUUUUGGGGUAUCCGGCAGCAUGGGGCAGUAAAGAGAAGAUUAUUGACUGUCAACGAGCGCAGGAAGAUGUCUUUGAUGAUUGCAUUUCCAGUCUCAAUAUGGACACGAUGAAUAAAUUGACUACUUACUCAGCCAUGUUUCCAGAGUUAAAAAAUCAAAUAGCUCGACUUGAACGACGUCGGAUUGACCUUGACUCGGCAAAGGACAGCUUCGAAAAAGUGAAGCAGGCGAAGGCUGUCAAUUCAGGAAAGGUGCAGCGUGUCAAGAGCACCAUGGACAACGCGCAAGAAAAGUUCGACUCUAUGUCUCGCCAACUGCGGGAAGAUCUUCCGCAAGUCUACUCUAGCCGGGCAGGGUUAAUAGGAUACAUCUUUGGGUCUUGGAUAAAGCAAGAAAUGGAGAUGCACUCGCAACUCGACCAGGAAAACAUUGUUAUUGAAAAACUAAUGAUACAGCUUCAAAGGGAUCACACAAGUGGAAAACUGCGAUCAACUACAGCUGAGUCAAGCCGCCAGUCUAACCGAGGGAAUAGUUCUCGAGAAAGUGAGUCCUCUUAUGGCUCUGGGUCAGUGCAAUUUCCUCGACACGAUAGUACGAAAGAUAAAAAAUCGCCGCGAAAAAGCUCAAUAUCAAAUUUACCAAUUCACAUUCCACUACGCGUUCCUGCACGGCCGCCAUCACCUGAUCCUCAAAUUGCACAAUUAUCGGACGUAUCAUCUGAGUAUCCAGACCCAACGCCAGCAAAUGAAGUUAUCCCAAAGACAAAGGAAUUAUCACACGACUACGUUGACAUCGAUCAACCGUUAGAAAAGAAUGCGAAUGAUCCAGUUGCACCAGAAGACAUCAAGAAAUUCUCAAAAAGAGAAGCUCCUUCUCCACCACAGCAGAAAGAAAACUGUUUGAGUACAAGCGAAAAUAAAGCAAUAGCAAGGACGGUCUCGGACUCUGUUGUCAGUGAGAGAGCAUCAUUGGAUUUGCUUGUAAAAACUAAAUCGUUGGAGAUUGCGGGCCCGCCAGUACAAAGUAAUCCACGAUUCAAAGAAGCUCCGAACCAUGUGAAAAUGGCUAGAACUAGCUCUAGGGCAGAUGAUGAGCAAGGAGGCGGCAGUCAAAACAUUCAUCCACAUUCAAAGCUCCAGAAUUUCGACUUUAUUGAGGAAGAACCACAAGAACUAAUUCUCAAGACAGAACCAGAACCAAACAAAGCCGUAAUUGAAGCGAGAAGUCCAAGUCCUGUAAAGAUUGUCAACGCUGCUCAGUCUGGCAGUCCUUCUCACCCACCACCAGUUCCCCCUCCGCCGUACAGUAAUAGCCAGUCGAGCGUACAGAUGCCAGAUGGAUAUGAACGAACAGUUGUCGCAGUUUACAAUUACUCAGCUGCCGAUGAAGACGAGUUAUGUUUCAAUAAAGGCGAUUUGAUUCUUGUUAUCAAACAUCCUCAGCCGGAUGAACAGGACGAAGGCUGGCUCUUAGGUAUCCGUAAAAGUGUUUGGGAGUCGAACUCAGAUCUAAAAGCCAGCUGGGGCUUAUUUCCAGAAAACUUCACGAAAGCUUUGGACUAA